Ctenocephalides felis (cat flea) is the source of this 607-nucleotide messenger RNA. RefSeq names its product general odorant-binding protein 19d-like. Gene Ontology annotation, molecular function: odorant binding. Lineage: Eukaryota; Metazoa; Arthropoda; Insecta; Siphonaptera; Pulicidae. The transcript is spliced from 4 exons. Bases 80 to 523 code for a protein of 147 amino acids. Gene Ontology annotation, biological process: sensory perception of smell. The record is from RefSeq and is a predicted model, not a curated record.
AAUCAGUACAGUGUAGUAAAUACUAUAUUGGAAAAUUAUAAAAAAGUUUAUUUAUAAAUUUAAAGUAGAAGAAAUCAAAAUGAAGAUAUUCUUGGUGAUUGGAGCACUGGUUGCUUUAUAUUCUGUGGCAGAGGCUGCAAAAUAUACCAAAGAAGAAGCAAAGGAAAAACUUUUGCAGAUAGGCAAAGAUUGUGCUGUAGAAACAGGAGCAUCUUCAGAUGAUAUCGAAAAAUUAUUGCAGAAGAACAUACCAGAUUCAAAAGCAGGAAAAUGCAUGAUCAAUUGCGUUUACAAGAAACUUGGAGUGAUGAAAGAUGGAAAAUACCAUCCUGAUGCCGGAAUUGAAGUAUCAGCCAUGGUACACGAACACGAUUCAGAAUUAAUGGAAAAAGUUAAGAAAAUCGCAACCGAAUGUGACAGCGAGGCCAAAGGAGAAGACGAGUGCGAAAUUGCUGCCAAAGCAAUGGCGUGCGGCGUGAGGAUGGCCAAAGAACACAACUUAAUGGACGCGAUACCAAUAUAAUAGUAAAAAAAUCUUUGUUAGGUCGGUUGAAGACCUGUCAAAAUGUAGUCGUUAAAUUGUAGUGUGAAGUUGUCACGAUGUGGG